This is a messenger RNA of Symbiodinium natans, 2460 nucleotides long. The record is from the annotation of a GenBank genome assembly. Lineage: Eukaryota; Dinophyceae; Suessiales; Symbiodiniaceae.
AUGCUCGUAGAGAUGGAGCACGUCGCCACUCGAGGCCUGCCCAAGCCGCGCCCAGCCAUCUACACCUUUGCCAUCGGGGCCUUGCGACGCCAAGGGCUCUGGCAGCAAGCUUUGGACGCUCUUGCCAUGGCCGAAGAUGGAGGCUUGACACUGGAUCUGCCACUCAUCAACACUGCCAUCGGCGUCUGCGGCUACGGGCUGCAGUGGGAGCGGGCACUUGACCUUCUGGCUCAGCUACCAAGGAGGAGUCUUCAGCCAAGCAUCUACAGCUACAACUCCGCGGCAGCGGCCUUCGGAUCGGCGAGGCAGUGGGAACAUGUUCUGGCCCUGGUGGAGACCAUGAACCGAGGGCGCAUUGCCCUCGAUGCUGCAAUGCGAGACUGCGCAGCCAAGUCUGUGGAUGUCGGUCGCAGGCAAAUGCGGAUUGACGCCAUGGACGUGCUUGCUGCGGCAGCAGACUGGCAGGAAGCCCUGGCCAGCCUAUGCAGCUUAGGUAGGCAGGCAGUUCAAGCUGAUGCCCUCAUGCACAAUGUCGUGCUUGAUGCCUGCCGCCGAAGCUCGAACUGGGCAGAGGCGCUGGCACACUUCGAUCGAAUGAAGGCGAACAUAAAACCUACAGCGGCCUCCCUGACCAAUGUCAUUGCCUCGAUGGGCAUUGCGAAGCAGUGGCAGGAGGCACUCCGCAUGUUUUGGCAAACCGGCCAGAGUGACCACAAUAGCCUUCCCGUGGAAGUGGACCUCUACCUCUGCAACGCCGUGUUAGAUGCACUGCGAACUGCAGGCAAGUGGCCACUGGUGCUGCAUCUCCUCUCAGACAUGUCAGCGGCGAAGCUGUGGCUUAUGCCUGGGCUUUUUCUGCCAAAAUCGUUCCUACCCGUUCCAAAUGCAAUGUCUUUCAACAUAGCCAUCAGUGCAUGCGCGGAUGCUGCACUUUGGCAGCCAUCGCUUGCACUUCUUGGAGACAUGAAUCGGCGGAAGACGACGCCAAGCGCAGUGACUUUCAAUGCUGCAAUACUGGUGUGCGGUCAAAGCAACCACUGGCAACAAGCUCUGCAAUUGUUCGAGGAGUUGCAGGAACACCCGACCCUCCAAGCCAACCAGGUGACUUACCUCUCCAUCAUGCAGGCCUUGAGCAAGGCUAAGGUCAGCCAGUUGCCUCGAAUUCUACGCCUGCUCAAUGACAUGAGGAGAAGAAAGAUGAAUCCUGGAGUGGAAGUCUUCAGUGCGGCCAUUACUGCAUGUGGCGACCAGGGCAAGUUCGACACCAUUGCCGGUUUGCUUAAGGACAUGGUCCAGACGGGCAUUGUUCCAAACACUGUUGUUCUGAAUGCCGCAAUGAGUGCGUACAUCGACUGCGGGCAGCUGAAGCAGGCGGACGGCCUCUUUGGUGAAAUGCCACAAUACUCGGUGCAGCCUGACCUGGAGUCGUACAAUACCCUGCUGAAAGGCGCCUCGAAGGAGGGCCUCUGGGAGUUUGCCUUGCAGGUGUUGGAAAGCAUUCGAUCAGCCAAGUAUGCUCCAGAUGUCAUCAGUUACACUGCUGCAAUCCACGCUUGUCGUGAAGGAGUGCUGUGGCGAGAAGCUGUGCACCUGUGCUGGGAGAUGCGCUCACAGAGCAUUCGCCCGGACACCAUGGCUUUGGGCGCCACCAUCAAUGUGUGUGCUGCCUCUACUCACCUGCAUUCGCUGACAGCAGACGAAGGCCUGUCGAGGGGAAGCUGGGCCUUCGCCCUGGGCCUUUUUGGCGAGGCAAAGCUUCGGGGGCUCCCGCUCAGCACGGUUUUCCUGAACAAUGCCCUGCAGGCCUGCGCAAUGGCCUCUGAAUGGGAAGCCUCCCUGGGCUUGGUGGAGGACUUAGCGUCGCCCCAACCCAACCUGGAGCCCAGCCUCGUCACCUCGAACCUACACCUGGCUGCGCUGUGCACCGGCCAUCAGUGGCAGCAUGCUCUGGAUUGCUUGGAGAGAGAGUGGCCGGCACGCGGCCACUCCCCUGAUGCCUCGACCUACAAUGCUGCCAUGGCAGAUGAGCCCGAGGAGCCCGGCUUGGAGAAGGUCAAAGAGUACCUGGUCCGUUGUCUCAUGGUCGACAGCAGCGGUUCGAACUACAUGCCCGGCGGCCAUGUGCUGGACUUGCAUGGAAUGGACGUGCACUCUGCCAAGGCCGCUGUUCGCCUGGCCCUGGACGAUGCCAAGCGCCAGGAAGACGUUCAAGGCGCCCUUCUCAUCAUCACCGGCCGAGGGAAGGACAGCGAGGACGAGCACUCUAUUGUGCAGUCAGAGGUGGCAGCGCUGCUACAGGACGAGCUGAGUAUCCGGGCACGGCCAGCAGAGGGUGGGGGUGGCUUCUACGUUCCGUGGAAAGAGGUUCUGCGCUUGCAGCGAAUCCAUCUUGGAGACACGCCCGACCCGGCAAAGCCGAAGAGAAGACAAUGCAUGCCAUACUCGAUUCCAAAAGGCUGA